Molecule: messenger RNA, 2883 nt
Organism: Amaranthus tricolor (Joseph's coat)
Lineage: Eukaryota; Viridiplantae; Streptophyta; Magnoliopsida; Caryophyllales; Amaranthaceae
Product: probable LRR receptor-like serine/threonine-protein kinase At1g63430
Exons: 13
Coding region: 534-2591 (685 amino acids)
Biological process (GO): protein phosphorylation
Molecular function (GO): protein binding; protein kinase activity; ATP binding
Source: RefSeq, a predicted model, not a curated record
GCACAUAAUAAAGUUCAAAAAACGCGGAAUUUAACAUCUCAUCAUUAUCAUAUUCAUCACCUAAAAAAUUUUGUUAAAUCUUUCUUUCCCAUAAUAAUUUAUCCCCAUCUUUAUUAAAUUUUCUAAAUGAUGCAUCCAUCAUCAUCAUCAUCCAUUCAAUUUCUCCCUAUUCAAAAAACAUCCCAUUUGCUAAUGUGACCUUUUUAUGUAUUUAAUCUCAACUACAACUAUCUAAUCCUCACUUUCAAUCUAAGCUACCCAUUUCCCCACUUUUUUGUUCCUAAUCCCAUUUUACCUCCAUGAUUUGAUUUUUUUUUUUUUUUUUUAUUUUCUCCAACUAUUUUGUUAAAUUAGCAGUUUCAGUAACUAAAGCAUUGAACUUUGUGAUCUAUUUUAUAUUUCUUGAAAAUCCCACUUCUCCAAGUUAGUGAAAAUCCUUGUUAUUCUUUCCUUUUGCUCGAUUUUUCAUAAAUUAAAUUUUGUUAUUUAGUGGGCAUUUUCAACUUUUUAUGAGUAAAUGAGGAAUUUACUUGAUGGGUUUUUUGAUUUGCUUACUAAACAAAGAAGUAAGUGAGUCUUUUUGCAUAAAGAUGAGAGCUUUAACUUGGGUUUUGGUUCAAUUUGCCAUUUUUGGAGCAUUCACUGUUAAAUGUGACUCUCUUGUAUCUGUUGAAGUUUUGGCUCUAACUGCUUUCAAAGAAGCCAUUUAUGAUGACCCAUAUCUGGUUUUAUCAAAUUGGAAUGGUUUAGAUGCAACUCCAUGUGAAUGGUCUGGAGUUACCUGUUCAAUAGCUAAAGAUCAUGUUGUUAAACUGAACAUAUCUGGGUGUUCUAUGAAGGGAUUUAUUGCUCCAGAAUUGGGUCUGCUGAGUAAUUUACAGGAAUUACUCCUUCAUGGGAAUAAUCUUAUUGGAAUUAUUCCAAAAGAAAUUGGUAAAUUAAAGAACCUCAAGGUUUUGGAUCUUGGAGCAAAUCAGCUAUCUGGGCCAAUUCCACAUGAAAUAGAGAAUUUAAACAGCCUUGUAAAAUUGAACCUCCAGUCGAACGGGUUGACGGGUACCAUGCCUUCUGAGCUUGGCAAUUUGAGAAAUCUGCAGGAGCUGUACUUGGAUAGAAAUAAGCUCCAAGGAACUGUACCUGGUGCUGCCAAUGCUAAUUUUUCUGCAAGUAUGCACGGAAUGUAUGCAUCCGAUGCGAAUGCUACAGGCUUUUGCCGCUCACCUCAGCUAAAAGUUGCUGAUUUCUCAUUCAACUUCUUUGUUGGGAGCAUACCGAAAUGCUUGCUACAUCUGCCAGGCUCAAGCUUUCAGGGUAACUGUCUUCAAGAUAAGGAUUCAAAACAGCGGUCUGUUGCACAAUGUGGAUCUUUAGCACCAGCUAAAACGCAUUCAAACACUAGUGUUAGAACAAAGAGUAAGCCUUCCAAGAGUGAAGUUAGUCAUCACAACACGUCAAAACCUACUUGGCUUUUGGCUUUAGAAAUUGUGACCGGAACCAUGGUGGGUGUCCUCUUCGUUACUGCUCUAAUAACUGGUUAUAAAAGAUGCGACCAUAAAUCAUCUAUGAUCAUCCCUUGGAAGAAAUCAGGAAGUCACAAAGAUCGCUUGGCUGUGUACAUAGAUUCGGAGUCGUUGAAAGAUAUAGUGAGAUUCAAUAGACAAGAGCUUGAAGUGGCUUGUGAAGAUUUCAGUAAUAUCAUUGGAACCUCCUCGGAUAGUAUGGUUUACAAAGGCACAAUGAAAGGUGGAUCUGAGAUUGCUGUGAUAUCCUUCUGCAUCAAAGAAGAACAAUGGACCGGCUAUUAUGAGCUAUACUUCCAAAAAGAGGUAGCAGAUUUAGCUAGACUAAAUCAUGAGAAUGCAGCUAAAUUUUUGGGCUAUUGCCGAGAAAGUGCUCCUUUAACAAGAAUGCUCGUUUUUGAGUAUGCAUCUAAUGGAACAUUAUACGAACACCUGCAUGCCAUGUUUGAAGAUGGAGAAGGUUGCUUAUUGUCUUGGACAAGGCGGAUGAAAAUCAUAAUUGGCAUUGCGCGUGGACUAAGAUAUCUUCAUACUGAACUCAACCCACCUUUUACUAUAUCCGAGUUGAAUUCUAGUGCCGUGUAUCUAACCGAAGAUUUUUCACCCAAGCUGGUUGAUUUUGAAAGCUGGAAAACCAUCAUAGCAAGAUCGGAGAAAAAUUCAUCAGCCAUAAACAGCAAUGGUGAUAUUUGUGUUCUUCCACGUUCAAUUGAAGCACGACAUCUAGACGUAAAGGGUAACGUGUACGCAUUUGGAGUACUCCUACUCGAGAUUGUCAGUGGAAGACAACCCUUCUCCAAAGAGACGGGAAGCUUGGUAGAUUGGGCUAGAGAGUACCUUGAGGUAGCUGAGGUAAUGCCCUAUAUAGUGGACAAAAACUUAAAGCAUUUUGAAUACGAGGACCUCAAAGCCAUUUGCGAGGCAGCAAGUCUGUGCCUGAAUCCCGACCCUGUCAAGCGACCACUAAUGUACGACUUGUGCACAUUGUUGGAGAACCGCAUUGAUUUAUCUAUGUCCGCAGAGCUUAGAUCAUCAUCUUUGGCAUGGGCCGAAUUAGCGCUCUCUACUUGAUAUUGUCGAUACUAACAUACUUGGUGUAAAGCAAAUUAUAGUCUCUUGAUUGAUCCCCUUCCAUUUUUUUCGUCAGCCUUCAACCAUCUAUUUUAUUGGUCUUUCUUUGUUGAAGAUCUGUAAAGUUUUGGUCUUUCUUCCUCUUGUGGUUUAGGCAAUUAUGUAAAGAGUUAGAAAGUAUUGUUGUGUAUCGAGUGCCCACUAAAUUAAUUGAUAAGCAGACUUAAAAUAUGUGGAUAAAUAACUAAAGACAGUUAAAAAGUGAUAAAAAUAUUUUGGGAAAUUUUAUGCA